AUGGACGAAGAACAGUGCUACUACAACGAGACCAUCGCCUUCUUCUACAACCGCAGCGGCAAAUACCUCGCCACGGAGUGGAACACCGUCAGCAAGCUGGUGAUGGGCCUGGGCAUCACCGUGUGCAUCUUCAUCAUGCUGGCCAACCUGCUGGUGAUGAUCGCCAUCUACGUCAACCGCAGGUUCCACUUCCCCAUUUACUACCUGAUGGCCAACCUGGCUGCCGCUGACUUCUUUGCUGGCCUCGCCUACUUCUACUUGAUGUUCAACACGGGGCCCAACACGAGGCGCCUGACCGUCUCCACGUGGCUACUCAGGCAGGGCCUGAUCGACACCAGCCUGACGGCGUCGGUGGCCAACCUGCUGGCGAUAGCCAUCGAGCGACACAUCACCGUCUUCCGCAUGCAGCUGCACACGCGCAUGAGCAACCGCCGCGUGGUGGUGGUGAUUGUGAUCAUCUGGACCAUGUCCAUCGUCAUGGGGGCCAUCCCCAGCGUCGGCUGGAAUUGCAUCUGCAGUAUUGACUCGUGCUCCAACAUGGCGCCCCUGUACAGCAACUCGUACUUGGUCUUCUGGGCGGUUUUCAAUCUGGUGACCUUCGUCGUCAUGGUGACGCUGUACGCCCACAUCUUCGUCUAUGUGCGUCAGAGGACCAUGAGGAUGUCGCGGCACAGCUCUGGGCCCCGCCGGAACCGGGACACCAUGAUGUCGCUGUUGAAAACUGUGGUGAUCGUGUUGGGUAAGAGGCGUACCAAACUAAAAUCCAAACACUUUGAACAUGUAUCUGUCUAG
Molecule: messenger RNA, 792 nt
Organism: Lampris incognitus (smalleye Pacific opah)
Lineage: Eukaryota; Metazoa; Chordata; Actinopteri; Lampriformes; Lampridae
Gene: lpar1
Product: lysophosphatidic acid receptor 1
Exons: 1
Coding region: 1-792 (263 amino acids)
Biological process (GO): neurogenesis; phospholipase C-activating G protein-coupled receptor signaling pathway
Cellular component (GO): membrane
Molecular function (GO): lysophosphatidic acid receptor activity
Source: RefSeq, a predicted model, not a curated record